This is a messenger RNA of Orbicella faveolata, 2647 nucleotides long. RefSeq lists its product as uncharacterized. NCBI's taxonomy places the organism in Eukaryota, Metazoa, Cnidaria, Anthozoa, Scleractinia, Merulinidae. Gene Ontology annotation, cellular component: signaling receptor complex; plasma membrane. The record is from RefSeq and is a predicted model, not a curated record. Gene Ontology annotation, biological process: multicellular organism development; positive regulation of kinase activity; cell surface receptor protein tyrosine kinase signaling pathway. Gene Ontology annotation, molecular function: transmembrane receptor protein tyrosine kinase activity; ATP binding.
UUUUCGCGCUUGCCGUUCUCGGGUUCUGAUGAAUGAUAGAAUACAAGUCACUGAACCAAACCUCUUGCAAUAUUUGCAUAACAACACUAGUAUAAAUUUACUCAGUUUUUAUAGUGCAACGCAACUUUAAUGAGAAUGAAGUGAGAAACUACAAUAGCACAGUCGGUUACACUUACCGUACUCUUAAACUUAACUUAACACAAGGCCAAGUAAGAAAUUAUGCGACUUUUCAGUACACACUCUGCUCAUAAGGAAAAUGGCUGGAGAAAUAAAUAUGACAUGUGCGUGCGUGAUGCACUUUCCAGUGAUCUCCCAGCUCGUAUCUCGAUUCUUCCUUCAAUUCUGGGCAAGCAAGUGACUCUCGAGAGUUCUGUUGCAGGAUCGAUUUUGAUUGGUUUAAAAAAAAACAAUAAAAGUGACCAGAAUAAGACAACGGGAACCUGAUUGAGGCACAUGAUUUUAGCUAGGAAUGCGCGUUUCAACCAGAAGCGGGAUAUUUUCAGAUUUCUAAUAAGUGCUUUUCAGGGUCGCUCGAUUCUCGAGUGCUAGUUAAGGGGAACUAAUAAUCUGGGUUCCAGGUUGAAAUGACCCUUUGUUAAAGAACGUCACUUGUUUACGUUUCAUUUCUUUGUAGCCGAGAUUAUUUACAGAUUACCAAUGAGAAGAAUCGAGUGUUUGGCAAGUACUGUGGUCACAUGACUGAAAAGACAGUUCUUGUAUCUGGAAAAUACGCGUUGAUAAAAUUCCACUCAGACAGCAAUAUUCAAAACAGAGGAUUUCUGAUGGAGUUCUCAGCUGUUGUGCCACCCUCUGUUCCAGAACCUGUUGCCUUCUACCCCUUGAAUGCUCGCUAUAAAGCCACAGAAAAAGAGAACAGGCAACUAAAGGGAACCCUGGGAGAUGUUGCGAUUACAAAUGGACCCUACAACGAACCAGGCGGAGCGUACAUGUUUUAUGGCACUGCAAGUAGCUACAUCGAGUUUCCGAAUAAAGGGGGCCUGGACACUCGGUUCUCAAUCACACUGAUGUGCUGGGUUCAACCCGUAGGCCAAGAUGGACCACUAUUCAGCUACGGAGUUUCUGGUCUCACUGUCUGUAUCAAGAUUAAGCAUGGCAAAUUCCAUAAUCGAAUCGUCAAACACAGUUCUUUUCAAAAACUAACUACCAUCACAACUGAGGUACUUCCAGCAGGAAAGUGGGUUCAUGUUGCAGCAAGUUACGAUCACAACAGCGGCAAUAACUCGCUGUAUAUCAACGGACAUUUGAGAGCCUCGCAAAACAUUGGCACGGGUUAUGAGAUUGCAACCGCUUUCCAGAGAGUUCGAGUGGGGGUUAAAUUUGGCAUUUCAUAUUUCAAAGGGAAAAUUGCGGAAAUGAAGGUUUACGACGUCGCACUAAACGAGGCACAGAUACAAACAUCGAUAAUACAAGCUCCACCAACGAUAACAUUCCCAGCUGCUCUGUUAGCAGUACAAGGAGGCAUGCUGUCAUGUUCAGCCAGAGGAACUCUUCCCAUAUACACAGCACUGAUAUGGAACUCUACAGUACUGGUGAAUACAACAAACACUGCAACCAUCCGUCUGGACAAGGAUGGAAACUACACCUGCCAGGCCGUCAACCAGUAUGGAACUAACGUGACAGAACUCCACGUCAAUUUCACAAAAUAUGGCCCAGAGAUCGGCUUUCUGACCAGUGAAGGAUAUCCUUCCAGCUAUCCAAGGAAGACGGACAAUAUAUCACCUGCAUAUCCUAUUCCAGAAGGCUGGUCGAUGAACAUUUACUUUCAGGAUUUUGAUGUGGAAGAAAGUAAACAUUGCCUCAAAGACUUUUUGAGAAUUACCGACAGGAUGGGCAAAAGACUUGAUUAUUGUGGAAACAAGACCGGUCAAAAUCUUCUUGUGACUGAAGACAAAGUGGAAAUAAUAUUUCACUCAGACGGAGAGAUCGAGCGAAGAGGAUAUCUGCUAAAUUUCACUCUGGUUUCAUUGCCCUCGGUUUCAAACGGUAAGUGGGACCAUAAAGAAGCUGAUAAAACUUGAAGAAUACACCAGGUUUAUCUCCCACUUAAAUAAUUUCUAACAUUUCAUUUAGAGUUGACAGUUAUUUUAUGAUAAUACAUUGUUCGUGGCUAGUCUUUCGCCACUCGUUUCGUCCCGGCCAAGGAACUCAUCAGAGACCUUUCUGCCUGGCAAAUUCCUCGCUCAAAUUCCCGUUUGCUAACAAAAUGAUAACAGAAAUCUCGCCUUAUAUCGCAUAAGCUUCUCUGACCGCAUUUCAUUUCCACAAGAAAAACUGGAACACGAGUUUUCUGCAAAACUAAGAGCAAUAGCGUGGUAAGAGACGAUGUCUCUUGAGCGUGGUAAUUUUCAAUACGCCGAAACAGAGCAGUUUUGUCAUCGAUUGCUAUAAUGAACGUAAACAUUGACAUGAGCAUUUGGCGUCUUUAGCCGCAAAUUCGCGGAUUCUCUUAUGACCGGGCUUUUGGGCUUUUUAAGGUCUUCUAUAGUGACUGGAAACCAAAUGAAAAUGUUGUUUAAAUCAGACGACUAAGUUGAACAAAGAGGACAUCGGUUAGUCUUCACUCUGAGCUGGUUUCACCAGCCUCGGUUUCACCGCCCUUGGUUUCACACGGUACUCGGGUGGGACA